AUGGAAAUGUUAUCUGGAAUUGCAGAUAUAGAAAAUGUCACUUUAAAAAUUCAAAUGGUUAAUUAUUCUUCUAAUAAAAUGCUAGUUAUGAUUUGUGAUAAAUUUUUAGAAUUAAAUGAAAUGAAAAAUAACUGGAAUGAAUAUUUUCAUUUGAAAGAAAUUAAUGUUGCUUACAUUCAAUUACCUUUUAAAACUGAAUAUUCGCCAACAAAGGAAGCUCUACUUAAAAAUUUAUUAAAAGUAAUUGAAGUAAUAGAACCAAUAGCUAAAAUUGAAUCAUUUUGUGGAAUCUAUACAGGAUCAUUAUUUGCAAUUGAAUUAGCAAGAAUAAAGAAUGUAUCAGUAAUACCUCUAAUUAGAAUGAAAUGUUUAAACGAGUUAAUUGAUACUCAUUUUAUAUUUAAAUUUCCUUUUUUGAAAAACAAAAAGGAUUUGAUAAUUGAUGAACAUUUUAAUUUUUUUAAAGAGGAAAUUAAAAUACCAAAAGAGGAAUUUUAUUCGUUUGAUAUUUCAAAGGAUUAUGAUGAUCCAGAAGUACAAAUUAAUACUCUUUUUAAACUUAUUAAUUAUAUUGUUAAUCCUAAUUCAAUUCCAAAGAGUAAUAUUCAAUUUUAUAAAAAUCAAAUUGAACAAUUAAACACAUGUUUUAGUAUGUUUAAAUUUAAUUCAUCAUUAAAUAGUGAUGAUCAAAAAACAUUAUCAUUAAAUAGAAAAAAAUUUGAUGAAAUGUAUUUUUCAAAUUUAGAAGAAGAAAAUGAUGAUUCUUCAAUGAAUUUAUUAGAUGUAAAUGAAACGUGGUUUUGUUUAAAUCAAUAA
Molecule: messenger RNA, 816 nt
Organism: Hepatospora eriocheir
Lineage: Eukaryota; Fungi; Microsporidia; Hepatosporidae
Source: the annotation of a GenBank genome assembly